Messenger RNA from Plasmodium gonderi, 1314 nucleotides. RefSeq lists its product as hypothetical. The transcript has 10 exons. The coding region runs from base 1 to 1314 and encodes 437 amino acids. The record is from RefSeq and is a predicted model, not a curated record. Lineage: Eukaryota; Apicomplexa; Aconoidasida; Haemosporida; Plasmodiidae.
AUGGCAAAAAAUAAUUCAAGCGUGGAAAUUCCUACGGAUGUUCCCAAAAAAAAAGAUAUUGAGGAGAAUAUUGCUCCGGAAUGCGUACAAAAUGAAAUUUUAGAACAGUACGACAUUUUUUCAAAUGCUUACGCAUCAAGUGAUAACUUAAGCUUUGUAGAUAGUGAAGAAGACACAUCAUCUAAAAAUUUAGACGAUUCAAAGAAUAAAAAUAUUUUAAGUUUAACUGUCCAUAAUAUUAUAAAUGUAUACCCGAACAAUGAAAGGAACAGAGAAUUCAAGAAAUACAAGCAAAAAAAAAUUGAGGAAAAAAAGAAAAAAGAAUAUGAAGAAGAAAGAGAAAUAAUAGAAAAGAAGAAAAAAAUAUAUGAAGAAAAAAGGCAGAAAAAGUUGGAGAUAUAUAAAAUAGAAAAAAAAAAAAAGAAACUAAUAGAAAAACAAAAGUAUAAUAAAGAAAAUAUAGAAUAUAAUUAUUUAAUGAUUUUAAACUAUUUUGAAUAUUUAAUGCAAAAUGGGAAACACAAAGAUAUUUACUUUUCCUUUUAUGAUAUGUACAUUUCUCCCAUGAGGUUGUAUUACUUUGCCAAUGCAAGUGUGGACCAAAUUUACUAUUUAGAUUUAUCAAGAAAGUGGAUGUCAGACAACUACAUCUCAAUCAUACUAGAAUUAUGCUCACGUAAAAAAAUAAAAAUUUUGAAUUUGUCCUACAAUAAAAUAACGUUCAAUGGGCUAGAACUUUUUUCGAAGUUCUUAUCGGAUAACAAAACACUAUUUUGUCUUAACCUGGAAAAUAACGAUUUAACAAAUAAAGGUAAAAACGUCGAUGAAAUGAAUAAACUUUUCGAAUCCUUAAAAAAUAAUAAAGGAAUAAAAAUGUUGAAUCUAUCCAACACGAAUAUGAAUAAGAGCAAUGGGGAUAUGCUGUAUGAAAUGCUAGAAGCUAAUAAAUCUAUAAUUGAAAUGAACUUUGAGAAUAGCGAUUUUACGCGUGAACAAAAUUGCAAAAUAAUUAAUUAUUUAAUACGAAAUAAAAAAAUUUGGUUAAAGCAAGCUGAUAUAGAAAAAGAAGAAAAUGAUAAAAUGGAAAAGGAAGAAAGUUAUAUGCGCGCUUACUAUAUGUCCGUGGAAUCUUCUAUAAUUGAAAUUGAAAAUAGGGAAAAUCGAAGAAACUUAAAUAAAAUGAUAUACAUUGAUAUGUGGAGAGAAGAAAUAAAACAAAAAGAGUUAAAAGAAGAGGCAAUUCUUGAAUCCCUGGAGAAGGAACAUGAGCACAGAAUAAAGCAUUACAGGAAGAAAAAAAAGAAAAAGAAGUGA